Molecule: messenger RNA, 7183 nt
Organism: Salvelinus fontinalis (brook trout)
Lineage: Eukaryota; Metazoa; Chordata; Actinopteri; Salmoniformes; Salmonidae
Product: unconventional myosin-XV-like
Exons: 59
Cellular component (GO): myosin complex; cytoskeleton
Molecular function (GO): cytoskeletal motor activity; protein binding; ATP binding
Source: RefSeq, a predicted model, not a curated record
AUGUACCUCUUUGUUCUCCUCUCCCAGGCAUCUGUUUUCCAUUGCCAGUGUUUCCUACACCACCAUGAUGGAUUCUAACCACAACCAGUGCAUCAUUAUCAGUGGGGAGAGCGGAUCAGGGAAGACUGAAGCCACUAAAAUGGUCCUGCGUUACCUGACAGCUAUACAUCACAAACGCAACAUUACACAGCAGAUUGAGAUCCUGGAGGCCACGCCCCUGUUGGAAUCCUUUGGGAACGCCAAAACGGUCCGGAAUGACAACUCUAGCCGCUUCGGGAAAUAUGUGGAGAUAUUUCUGGAGGAGGGUGUGAUCAGCGGUGCCAUAACGUCUCAGUAUCUGCUGGAGAAGUCCCGCAUCGUCUUUCAGGGCAAAUCAGAGAGAAACUACCAUAUCUUCUAUGAGAUGCUGUCUGGUCUGGAGCCUCAACAAAAACGCUCUCUUUACCUGCAAGAGGCGGAGACAUACUUUUACCUCAACCAGGGUGGUGACUGUGUGAUAGAGGGGAAGGACGACGGGUCAGAUUUCAGGCGUGUGCAGAGUGCCAUGGACAUCCUGUGUUUCAGUCCUGAUGAGCAGAACGCCAUCUAUAGGCUACUGUCCUCCGUACUACACCUGGGGAAUGUAUACUUCCAGCCAUACCAGGCUGAAGGCCAGGAGGUGGCGACGGUGGUCAGUGAUCAGGAGAUCAGAGUGGUAGCUGAGCUGCUCCAGAUCUCUCCUGAGGGACUCAAGAAGGCCAUCACACACAAAGUCACGGAUACCGUCCGGGAGAAGAUCUACACCCCUCUGACAGUGGAGAGUGCUGUGGAUGCCAGAGACGCAGUUGCAAAGAUCCUGUACUCGCUGCUGUUUCAUUGGCUGACCGAGAAGAUAAAUGGGCGGGUCUAUCCUCGCAACGAGGCUCUGUCCAUCUCUAUACUGGACAUAUACGGCUUCGAGGAUCUGUUAUUCAACAGUUUUGAGCAGCUGUGUAUCAACUAUGCCAACGAGACCCUGCAGUUCUACUUCAACAGGAUCAUUUUCAGGGAAGAGCAGGAGGAGUACAUCCGGGAGCAGAUCAGCUGGCAAGAGCUUCCCUUCGGCGACAACCAGGCCGUCAUCAACCUCAUCGCCGCUAAGCCCCAUGGGAUACUGAGGAUCCUGGACGACCAGUGCGGCUUCCCUCAGGCGACAGACCACACCUUCCUCCAGAAGUGCAACUAUCACCACGGUAACAGCGAUCUGUAUGCCCGGCCAAAGAUGCCCCUCCCAGAGUUCACAGUGAAACACUACGCUGGGAAAGUCACCUACCAAGUACAUAAGUUCCUCCAUAAAAACUUUGACCUGGUGCGUCAGGAUGUUCUGGAGCUGUUCAGUGGGAGUAAAAACCGCAUGGUGUCCAACCUGUUCCUCAAACACAGCGAGGGUCUGGCGUCUGAGCAGCGUUCCGCCGCCAGGAGGGGCUCCACCGCCCGCCGCCUCACCGGCAACACCGUCAGCGCCAAGUUCCAGAGCAGUCUGCAGGACCUGGUGGAGAAGAUGGAGAGAUGUAACCCUUACUUUGUACGCUGCAUCAAACCAAACCAACACAAGGAGCCGGGCCAGUUUGAUUUGGAGCUGGUGAAGACUCAGCUACGUUACUCUGGUAUCCUGGAGACCAUACGCAUCAGGAAGGAGGGAUACCCAAUCAGAAUACCCUUCUACCAAUUCCUCAACAGGUACAAGGCGUUGCUGUGUCUAAAGGAGGUACCUCCAGCGGACGGGGAGACCUGUGUUGAGAUGAUCCAUAAACUCUGUCCUGUUAAACCUGGAACAUACCAAGUAGGAGUUACCAAGAUGUUCCUGAAGGAGCAGCUGUACCAGCUGUUGGAGUGGAAGCGUGAUCUGGUGUUCCACGUGGCUGCCGUGACGAUGCAGCGUUACACACGGCUCUACUUCAUCAGGAAGAAACGGAACAAGUUCCGAAGCACCAUGAUUCAACUACAGAGCUGCUGUAGAGGACACCUGGCCAGGAAGAGGUUUGCUCUGAAGAGGAAGUACCUCAUCAAGUUCCGUUCCAUCGUGUUGCUCUACAUCAACCGUCGAAGCUAUAUGAAGGCGGAGAUCGAGCCAAUCAGGAGAGCUGAGGAGGAGUUUAGGAGGAUAGAGGAGGAGAGGGCGAACAGAGAGGUGGUGAACGUUACAACUCUGCCCAUCCCUGCUGAGCUGGGGUUUCUGCUGCAGGCUACCGCAGGUGGCAGGGAGCUCCACUCUGAGUGUCUAGCUCUGGUCCAGGCCCCAAAGGUCCAGGUGGAUCCUCAGCUGACUCUGCCGCUGGACAUCAACAACUACCUCAUCACUCACUACAUACGCACCAUCUUCAGGGAAGCCUUGUUCGGGAUGUUGUUUGUUCCGCUGGACCGCUCUCUGACCCGAGUGGACGAGGAACUGAAUCAGCCAGCGGUGGACGUCUUCAUGCUGAUCCUGAGGUUCAUGGGGGACCCCGACCUGAACGGAGCUCAGGAGAACCUGUUUGGGAACUACAUCAUCCAGAAAGGACUGGCCAAUAGGGGCCUCCGAGAUGAGAUCCUGGCGCAGGUAGCCAAUCAGGUGUGGCGAAACGUCAACCCUCAGAACUCAGAACGCGGUUGGCUCCUCCUCUCCGCCUGUCUCUCCUCCUUUCCUCCCUCGCAGCGGCUGGAAAAGUACCUGCUCAAGUUUGUCUCCGACUACGGUUCAGGAGGAUAUGACUGUUUGUGUCAACACCGUCUACUCCAGGCCAUGCAGAGGACUUCAGUGGGUUACCACGGCGCCCGGACCUACCCGCCCUGUCUGCUGGAGUGGACCGCCAACCGCAAGAGAGCUCACACCGUACUACAGAUACACUGUUACAACGGUGUGUCCUUCCUGUGUCCACUACACUCAUGGACCACUGGAGAGGUCCUGGCCAGAGACGUCUUACAACACAUGGGUGUGUCUGAGGGUGGGCGGGGCUGGUCUGUGUUGCUACGGGAACCGUCCCAGUGGGUGGAGCUGGAGGGCAGUGACUACGUGUUUGACCUGAUCUCAGACCUGGAGUUGCCAGCUGACUUCUCCAAGCAGAAUAACUACUUCAUCAUAUCAGCACAGGACCCCAGCAGGGCUAACGCUAGCAGUAGCCUGUUGGGCAGUGGGUUUGGACCAGAUGAAGGCCACUCCAGACCCUCCGCCAUGCACACCACCAGCAGACACAGCUCUGGGGGGCUCUACGGACAAGAGCCCCAGAGAGGGAUGGACUGUUACCUUGAUAGUCUGUUUGACCCUGUUCUCUCAGACGGCACUGUGGACCUGGAGCAUCCAUCUGGUCUCUCCAACAGGAUGCGGGGGGGUGGGGGUGUCGGAGGGGGGAGAUGGGACACCCAGCCGGGCUCCAGUACCCCUUACUCCACCCAGCCACCCCCUGGAGCGGUGAGGGUUCUGCCGAUGUUGCCGGUGGUCCCGGUGGCUCCGGUGGUCCCGGUGGCUCCGGUGGUCCCGGUGGUCCCGGUGGCUCCGGUGGCUUCUGUAGUAGAUCAACAGCAUGCUGUCAUGGCCCAGCAGCAACAUGCCAUCAUGAACCAACAGGCCAUCAUUAUGGCCCAGCAGAUGACAAUGCAGGCCAUGGCUUUAGUAACCUCCCCCAUGACCUCGCCUCCCACCUCCCCCCUCACCUCACCCCCCAUGAGCCCCCUCCUCCCCCACUGCCUUCCCCCUAGCCCCUACACACACUUCCCCCCAAGCCCGUACGCUAGCAUCACUACUAGCUCUUAUGCCACUUCCAGUCCAGCCAGCCCGUAUGCAGUCAUGCCUCCCAGUCCCUAUGCUGCUGCCCCUCCCACCUCCAGUACAGCCAGCUUCCCUGACCUCUAUCCUGCCCCCCAGAGCCAGACCCCUAGACCCAACUCCACUACCCAGCCUGCCCCUGUCUACCCUGGGGCUAGCCAAUCCACCAGUCCUGACAUACAGCCAUAUCAAGCCAGCCUCCAUGACCCCUAUCCUGCUGCCCAGUCGGCAGGUAAAGACGGGGUUCCUCAUCAGAAGUCUCCAGCCGUCCCCAUCAACAAGGAACCUGCCAGGAAGUUUGCCCCGGUGGUGACCAGUCCUGCGCCCCCUGCUGCUGAGGUGGUGAAGUCAUCAGUAUUGCCUCAGCUAGACAUCGUCCCCAGCAGUAACAUCAAGGAUAUCAUCAGACAGUAUGACUCUCCUCCGCCCCUGACUGAUGCCCUACCGCCCGGCAAGAGGAGACCGGAGGGGAAGUUUAUGAAGAUACAGAAUCCUCGUGAUGAAGCUCUACAGAUCCUCAAACCUCAGAUGGACAACCCACCACCACCCCAGCCCAAGCGUCCGUUAGGCCCAAGCCCCUCUGCGACGGCUCUAAAGGAAGCAGGGAUGAACCCCACCAAGAGGUCCAAGAGGAGGGCCCCUGAACGUCCUGAACCACUCCCUCUACCAGUAUCGCGGGAGCUGCCAGUGGAGGCGGAGACUAUUCAGACCCAGCUCCAUCGCAGCACAACACAAGAACACUACACCUACAGCAACGUACCCUGGAAGAUCUACCUCAGGAAGGAGGUGUUCUACCCUAAAGACAGCUUCAACCACCCCCUGGUGUUGGACCUCAUAUUCAAACAGAUAGUGAAUGACACUCUGUCUCAGGCAUGUGUUAGAAUCUCCAAUCAGGAGAGGAUGAAGAUGAAGUCACUGUUUGAGAAACAUGGCGUAGAGCACAACAUGGCGACGGUGGACGAGGCGGUGAAGACGGAGGUUGUCACAACAGCCAAGGAAUCCUGGGAUAUCUAUUUCUCAUGCCUAUUUCCUGCCUCUGGUAGCGCAGGUACAGGUGUACAGGUGUUGUCUGUGUCACACACCGGGAUAAAGCUCCUGAAGACAGUGAAGAGCAGCACUACAGAGUCCGACUACUUCAGAGUCCUAAGACAUUACACCUACGCGGACAUCCUUUUUUUGACCGUACCGUCAGAGAACAUGCUGGAGUUUAAUCUGACCAAUGAGAAGCUGAUUCUGUUCUCAGCCAAGGCUCCACAGGUCAAACACAUGGUGGACGUCUUUAUCACUGAGAUCAAGAAGGACUCUGAGUAUGUGGUAGCAGAGCGUAACUUUGUGACAGACGAGCGUCCUCUGCUCACUUUCCAUAAAGGUGACAUCAUCAGGCUGCAGGUCACGGAAGGACUGGAAAAGGGGUACAGCUACGGCUCUGUUGUGAGGAAGAAGGUGGUGUUUCUUGAGGAGAUGAAGAGAGACACGCCAGACUUUGGCUGGAAGUUCGGAGGGGUGUUUGGUCGUGCAGGGGCGUUCCCGACAGAUUGUGUCCGUCCCGUCGCCGCUCCUGACUUCCUGUCCCUACCGGCCAACCGCAGGGCGGAGCUUAAAGGAGGAGCAGGGCGGGUUGCCGUGACAUCAGCUAUGGCUGUGGCCGUGGCGUCCAGCGCGGCCGCUCACGAGAUAGAUCCCACCCUGGAGGAGGGGGGUGAUGAGGUCCUAGACAUCGAUGAGAACGUUCUGCAGGACACGCAGUACGAUAUGGUGGAGUUCGCAAAGAAAUACUACAGACAACCAGCUGCAAAGGGUGCCUCUGUGAAGUCCAAGAAGCCCAAAGACACCAGAGAUCCCUUUGAAAUGGUCAGGUUCUCCAAGUCUCCACUGUCUGAAUCUCUGAUAGAGUUCACUGACCCUGCUAUGAACAGAGUGGCUACAGACAUCUUCCUAUCGGUGAUGCGUUUCAUGGGAGACCACCCCCUGAAGGGACUGACAGAACAAGAAGUAGUCAACGCCUUCCUGAAGCUGAUUGGACAGUUUGGUCUGAUGAAGGAUGAAGCCUACUGUCAAAUCCUCAAACAGAUUACAGGAAACACCAGCUCUAAACCGGACAGUUGUCAGCGUGGCUGGAGGUUGCUUUACAUCCUGACUGCAUUCCAUCGCUGCUCUGAGGUCCUGAAGCCCUUCCUGUUAAAGUUCCUACAUGACGCGUGCCACAACCAGGGAGUACUGUUUCAGGGCAUAGCAAAGGCUUGUGAGCAGAACCUGAGGAAGACCUAUCUGUAUGGAGGACGCAUCAUUCCUCCUAGCAGCAUGGAACUCAAAGCUACGGUGGCAGGGAGGAGCUCCAAGAGACAACUGUUCCUGUUCCCAGGAGGCAUCGAACGGCACCUGAAAAUCAAGACGUGCUCUGUGGCGCUAGAUGUGAUAGAGGAGCUGUGUUACGAGAUGGGUCUACACAGACUAGAGGCCAUUGAUGAGUACGCUGUCUUCCUGGUCACGAAAAGAGGUCAGAAUGUCCGUCCCCUCAAUAAGAGGGAGUACAUCCUGGACAUUGCGACGGAGGCGGAGCCAGUGGACAGUAACUACAGUCUGUGGUUCAGGAGGGUCAUCUGGACUCAGCCGCUUAAAUUUGACAACGAGCUCUGUGUCACCAUGCAUUAUAACCAGGUGCUUCCAGACUACCGUAAGGGCUUGAUGAACAUCCUGCCCAGAGGUAAAGUCUCUGAGCAGCACUUCCUCCAGAUCUCUAAACUAUCGGCUCUACAACACAGAGCCAAGGACGUCACGUUCAUACCCAGCAUCCAUGAGUUAUCAGAGUACAUCCCCCCCCUUCUUUUUGGGAAGCAGCCCCCCCAGGCAUGGGUCACCAUGGUAACGCAGCACAUGCAGCAGGUCCAGACCCUCAACCCGCACCAGGCCAAAGCUCAGUUCCUGGGUCUGGUCAGUGCGUUCCCCAUGUUUGGCUCCUCCUUCUUCUACGUCCAGUCUAGCAGCAGUGGCUCCAUCUACACUCCCUGUAUCUUGGCUGUCAAUCAAAAUGGACUGCACUUUCUAAACAAGGACACUCACGAGCUGCAGACAGUGGUCCCUCUGGCGGAGGUGCAGUCCACCCGCACCCAGAGACCCUCGGCAGGGACCAGCUACCCCUACGUAGACCUCACUCUGGGAGAUCUGACCUCUCACAGGGUCACACAGAUACAGCUGAAACAGGGUCUGGAGCUGUGUCGGGUCAUUGCCAUGCACGUGGAGAGCAUGCUGUCUCUCAGGGAGAAGAGACUCACCCUGCCGCCCAGCGAGGUCACUGUGUUAUAAGACACUGUCUGUCUGUCUGUCAGGGAGUAGAGACUCACCCUGCCACCCAGCGAGGUCACUGUGUUAUAAGACACUGUCUGUCUGUCUCUCAGGGAGUAGAGACUCACCCUGCCACCCAGC